GCGGUGGCGCACGGAGAGAGGUGGACGGGAAACAAGUUGAAUUAAACCAAUAAGGACUUUUAUUUUUAUUCUGUUGAUUUUUUUAAUCCCACCUCCCUCACUGAAGAAUUUUCAACACUGUUCCUCCACACGCUGGUCGUAUUGCGGUUUGGACCGCGCGUGAAUGAGAGCUAAACAGCCCGGGAGACCCAGAGACAUCCGCGGCGAAGGGACCGUCUGUACGCGGAGAGGGGAGAGCGUCUCCGGGUGUCGGAAGUGCGCCUUUGCGCGGUUUGAAUUGGACUGCGGUGCGAUUCUUCCACGGCGUGUAGCCCAGGGAGGAGUUUUUUUUUCUUUUUUCGUGGGGGGAGGAUACGUUGGCUUGCUUUUUUUGGAAGCUCGGGAGAAGAUUUGGUGUCAUUUUAAUAGGAUUUGGGGGAAGCCUAUCGGAUCGUACACUCCGCUCCACUCGUGUUGAAAGUGGAGAGGGGAGGGUUGGAUGCCUGCAGGUUUGCGAGUCCUGAAGAAGCAGCCAAGGAUUACAUCCUGCCCGGGCACCUUCUGAAGGGCCAAGGACGCAAAAGACCGGGUUGGAGUGGCUGAUUCUUCGCCCGCCUUGCGCUUUGGCUUCUUUUGGAGAGGAUAUGGCAAGGUCGGCGCUGGAGAGUGGAGAGCAGACGGCGCAGGCGAGAGGAAACCGGAGCUGAAUGACAGGAUGCCAGCGACCUGAGCCCGCACUCAGAUCACUCCUAACUUCGUUAAGAGACACUUCAGCUUCAUUUGUUGGACAGAGCGGAGAGAAGAAUACUUUCCCUUGAGGAAAAAAACAUCUUUUGGAGGAGUUUAUUUUCAGAGGAUUUUUGUUUUUGUUUUUUAUAUCUAUAUACUCGUAAUUUUAUUUUUUUUCCUGGUGAUAAAACAAGGAUGCAUUGUGGAUUAGUCUUUAUCCUGUUCAUGGGAAUCCUCUCGGUGGCCAAGGCUUUCAAAAACGAUAAAUGUGGAGGCAACAUCAGAAUCUCAACCGCCAACUACCUCACUUCGCCCGGAUACCCCACGUCUUAUCCCCCUUCUCAGAGAUGCGUGUGGGUGAUUUCGGCGCCUGGUCCUCACCAGCGGAUCCUCAUCAACUUCAAUCCGCAUUUUGAUCUGGAGGACAGGGAGUGCAAAUAUGACUAUGUGGAGGUACGAGAUGGCACCGAUGAGAGCGGUCAGUUGGUGGGGAAGUACUGUGGAAAGAUUGCCCCUUCUCCAGUCGUCUCUUCUGGAAACCAGCUUUUCAUCAAAUUUGUGUCCGACUACGAGACCCACGGAGCAGGCUUCUCUAUCCGAUACGAGAUCUUUAAGACAGGUCCGGAAUGCUCCAGGAACUUCACCUCCAACAGCGGCAUCAUUAAGUCACCUGGGUUCCCCGAGAAAUACCCCAACAACCUGGACUGCACUUUCAUGAUCUUUGCCCCGAAAAUGUCAGAAAUCAUCUUGGAGUUUGAGAGCUUUGAGCUGGAGCCCGACCCAACGCCCCCUACUGGUGUGUUCUGCCGCUAUGACCGGCUGGAGAUCUGGGAUGGGUUCCCUGGAGUUGGCCCACACGUCGGAAGGUACUGCGGGCAGAACACCCCGGGCAGGAUCAUCUCUUACACAGGCAUCCUGGCCCUGACAAUCAACACCGACAGCGCCAUCGCAAAGGAAGGCUUCUCUGCCAACUUCACCGUCAUCGAAAGAACCGUUCCAGAGGACUUUGACUGUAGUGACCCUUUGGGAAUGGAAUCGGGAGAGAUAACGUCAGAUCAGAUCAUGGUUUCAUCCCAGUACAAUCCUAGCUGGUCCCCAGAGCGCUCCAGACUCAACUACUAUGAAAAUGCAUGGACACCAGCAGAGGAUUCCAACAAAGAGUGGAUACAGGUGGACCUUGGGUUCCUGCGGUUCGUCUCGGCCAUCGGCACCCAGGGCGCCAUUUCCCAGGAGACCCAGAGGGUUUACUUUGUCAAGUCCUACAAAGUGGAUGUCAGCUCUAAUGGAGAGGACUGGAUCACUUUGAAAGAAGGCUCCAAACAGAAGGUUUUCCAAGGCAACACCAACCCAACUGACGUUGCCAAGACGAAGCUUCCCAAGCCCACGCUGACGCGCUUCGUUCGGAUACGUCCCGUUACCUGGGAAACAGGCAUCGCACUGCGCUUCGAGGUGUACGGCUGUAAGAUAUCAGAGUACCCGUGUUCAGGCAUGCUGGGCAUGGUAUCAGGCUUGAUCAAUGACAACCAGAUCACCGCGUCCUCCCAUACAGACCGGAGUUGGGUACCAGAGAAUGCCCGCUUGCUAACAAGUAGGACAGGAUGGACCCUGCUGCCCCAGCCACAGCCCUUCACUAAUGAAUGGCUGCAGGUGGAUCUCGGCGAGGAGAAGCUAGUGAGGGGCUUGAUCAUCCAGGGAGGGAAGCACCGUGAAAACAAGGUGUUCAUGAAGAAGUUCCGCCUGGGCUACAGCAACAAUGGCUCGGACUGGAGGAUGGUGCUCGACACCAGUGGAAACAGGCCGAAGAUAUUUGAAGGCAACAGCAAUUAUGACACUCCUGAACUGAGGACCGUGGAGCCUCUGCUGACCCGUUUUGUCAGGAUUUACCCAGAGAGGGCCACUCCUGCUGGGAUGGGCCUGCGGCUGGAGCUGCUGGGCUGUGAGAUUGAAGCUCCUACACUCCCGCCAACCACCGCAAUCCCGAGCACCACCCCGUCUGACGAGUGUGACGACGACCAGGCGAGCUGCCACAGUGGCACAGGUGAUGACUACGAUGUGACAGGUGGUAACAUGAUGCCAGAGAGCACUACUGCUGAAAUGGAUACCAUCCCAGCUUUUCUCUGGUUCGCCUGCGACUUUGGCCGAGCCAAUGAUCCGUCCUUCUGCAGCUGGACAUCGGAGGACACGGGAUCUAGGUGGCAGAUCCAGUCCAGCGGCACCCCUACCCUCAACAUUGGACCCAACAUGGACCACACAGGUGAACCGGGGAAUUUCAUCUACACCUUAGCAACCAGCCCCCAAGAGACAGAGGUGGCUCGACUCGUCAGCCCCGUGGUCAGCUCCCCGGACUCCGACCUCUGUGUGUCAUUCUGGUACCACAUGUUUGGGCCGCACAUCGGCACACUACACAUCAAGCAGCGCAAGCAAACGGAGAAGGGACCUGCGGAUGUCCUACUGUGGACAGUCAGUGGCCACCAAGGCAACCGCUGGAGGGAAGGUCGUGUCCUCGUGCCACGCACCAACAAGCCUUAUCAGGUGGUGAUCGAAAGUCUUGUGGAGAGAAAGAGCUGGGGAGACAUUGCUGUGGAUGACAUUAAGGUUCUCGAUGGGAUCACACUGCCAGACUGUAAAGAUCCCGACGUGCCCACCGAGCCAAUAUUACCGGAGGAUAUUAAUGAAAUCAGUAAGUCCUUUCACACAUCAGGUUUGUUGUGCAUUCUAACCUUUUAUAGUUUAUUUUCUCACUUUUCUUUUUCUCUUCUGCUCCUUGCUUCCUCUCUAGUUCCGGAAAACACAGAAUAUCCAGACUUUGUGGAUAACAACCAGAUCCCUGAAGGCAGCAUGCUAAAGACGCUUGAUCCCAUCCUGAUCACCAUCAUCGCCAUGUCUGCCCUCGGGGUCUUCCUGGGGGCCAUCUGCGGCGUGGUCUUGUACUGCGCCUGCUCACACGGAGGCAUAUCAGACAGGAACUUGUCAGCUCUGGAGAACUACAACUUUGAGCUCGUGGACGGCGUCAAGCUAAAGAAAGACAAACUCAACGUACAGAGUUCAUACUCGGAGGCGUGAGCCAAGACCAAGCGCAUUCAUGUGACUGUGUGCGAUGGGCCGGGCUCUCGCACGAGACUGUCUGCAGGCAUAUAAUCCCGCCUGUCUGCAAGCAGACGGGCUCAGAAGGGACUGCCGAUGCCCUCGAAUCUCUGGACGAGGGACAGGUUCAGGAACCAACAGGAGGUCUGGACUGAUCCAUGCUUUUCUCAGGAGCUGCAGUUAAAAAAAACAAAAAACAGAGCCUACCAGUAAAGGGGGAGGGACACUGUGUACAAAUAAAAUACAGGAAAAAAAAUAUGUACAGAUGAUUCAGAUGAUAUUUUAAUUUUCUAUUUUGAUUUUCAUUCAUUUUUACAAUCGGAUGCUGGUGUUGAGACCAAUUUAUUAAUGAUGUUUAAAGUAUUUAUCGUUUUCUGGAAAAAAAAAAAAAAAGAAACCUCUUUUUGUUAUUACCAUCAGUUGGUAACGGCUAUUUUCACCUUUUAGAAAGAGACGUAUUGACAUCCUAAGUGAACAAUAUCCGGUAAAAACUGUAGAUUCGCCCCAUGGCGUGGCAAACAGAGCGUGCCGUGAGACAUGUACCCUUUCUCCCCCUUUGACCCCUAUCACUCUAAAGUGAGGGUCCCAUUCAUGGCAAUGUAUGGUCCUGACAGUGCCUUUAAUACGUUUUUGUUGGAAUCCUCUGUUGAUAUUGGUGUUUUUUACUGUACUUGGCUUAAGCUAUAAUGACAGGAAACAGGGGCACAUGACCUUAGAAAUACCUGCAAAACAGGACAAGAGUUUAUCACAGGUUUUUUUUGUUGUUGUAUUUGUUUGUUUGUUUGUUUUCUGUCCAAAACAAAAAAAACACACACUGUAAAUAAGUUUUAAUAUAUUUUAUUGCCCUUUUUUUAAAGAAAGUAAAAAGGAAAAGAAAAAAAAGCUGCAGUAUCCCUUUUUGUCAUGGGUUUGUGCGUGUGCGUGUGUGUAAAUACAAUCUCCUGGACUGUUUCGUGGAAGGUGCAGCGUUUCAUUUUCAGUCGCUCAGGCGAGCACGAUUCGCCCGAUCGCUGACGCUCCAGCGAUUUCAAUGUGCAUUCAAGCCAUCUGUCACCGAAACAUCCACUUCUCAAAAAGAGCCCCAAGGAUGAAUGAAUCGAGAGGUAGCAAACGCACAAAAACAAAACAAAAAAAAGAGAGAUGAACUCUCAGCACUCUUCUUCUUCUGAUCACUCAUGACCACGCCAUAUCUCUGCUGUGAGCUGAACUGGUCGCUGUGAUGUUUUCCAGAACUUUAAACACACUCAUGACAAUUUCAGAGGAGGUGGUAAAAUAUAUCAAAUAUUUGGCAAAAACAAACAAACAAACAAACAAACAAACACCAAUCCUCGUUGCUUUGCUUUAUCUAAAUCCCUCACUGUCUUGUCACUGUGGAUUGUUCACCCAGGCAGUGCUAUCUGGACAAUGCAGCUUGAAUGCACUUUGUUUUGCAAGCCCCUCGUGGUAGAAACCUGUAAAAAAGAGGGGUUAACACACUAACUGACGAAUGGUGCUAUCAGUAAUUUAGCCAGACACAUGUGUCUCAUGAUGAAAAAAACAUUUUUUAAAUAAAAAAGCCCAGUUUGUAUUGUCCACAUGCUGUAGUGUAGCUCAAGCGCUCCGACCUCCUCCUCUUGGGGGGCUGUGAAGAGUUUUUAACGUGUUUCACGUGUAGCAGCCAUAAUGUUGUGAUGUCAGAGCUGAUGUCAAAAGGACAAGACACUGGUACAGUGGGUUGGAGUGGGGGUGAGGUGGGGUUGGGGGUGGGAAUCGAGCAUCGUCACCUGAAUCAGACCCCCAGGCCUCUCUCCGUGGCUUUACCAAAGGAUGGUUGCCCCCUUAUACAUACGGUGGAGGGCUGGAGGGGGAGGAGGGGUUCCUCGCCAACACAAAAUACCAUGAGACCACAGUCCCUCCUCUCCACACCCUUCCCCAUAAAAAAAUCAAAAAAAGGGGGUAGCCUAUGGCAGGACACUUACGGAGCACAGCAACGUGUUUGUUUUUUCUAUCUCUUUUUAAGCUUAAAAGAAGUGAAACGUCACCCAGGUGUGAACUCUUCAAUCCCAGGGUGGUGGUGCCCCCCCACGAGGCCACUGGGGCCCCUGAACUCAGUGGGGGGUUUUUGUGUCACAGUCAAAACAAUCAAAAAAAAAAAUCAAUCCUGGGAGGCGUGGAGUCUUUUUACAUGGAUGUGCUUUGUAUGUUGUGCCGUGGUGAACACACGUUCUCAGCUUGUUCAUUUUAUUUUUCAGGACCAGGCGACCCUCUCUCCCCUCAGCUUUUACACCGCCCCUCCCCCUCCCCCCACCUGUGCUUUCAGCUGUAGAGCACUGUAGCUGCAGCAGCUAAGGAGAAAGGAUACUGUAGCGUGGACUCAAAAGAAAUAAUGUUGCACUGACAUAUAUAUUUAAGAGGUUUAUGUGUUUCUAGCAUUCAUUUGCAAAAAAAAGAAAAGAAACUGAAGAAAAUCAAAAACUGUUUUCUUUUUCUGUUCUUUUUAUAUAUACAUGCUUAUAUAUAUAUAGUUUCAGAUUAUGUGACAUAAUUCUGAAAUGUAAAAAUACUGAGAUGUUUUCAUUAUUGAAAAAGGCAGAAGAGAUUUUUUUUCCUCCCAGCAGUAAUGUCCCUCCCCCGUACAUUUACAUGGCAUAUUAACCCUUCGUUUUGUACUGUCAUUCAGAAUUUUGUGCAGAUUUUCUUUCUUUCUUUUUUUUAUAAUAACAAGGAAUUAAGACUUUUAUUUUCAGUACUGCUUCUGUAAUUUACUGUUGUGAAGGGCGGGAGGGGAAAGGAAUAAACAGCAAAGGCCUUAAAAAAUUGAAAAGGGAAUUUGUGAGUUGUAAUUCAGGCUUUGAAAUGUUUUGUUUUCUUUUUCUUUUUCUGCUCCAGUCAGACAUCUAAACCACAGCCCUGCUGUGAAGGGUUAAACCAGCAUCUUCAUAAGCAAGCAGCUCUUUGAAACAGCAUCUUUUUUGUUGUUGUUCCUUUUGCUUGAGAGUGAUGUGAAAGCACUAUCAAGGCAACGCAGUGAUGUUAAAAGAGAACUUUUUUUGUCUGUCUCAUUGCCACCGCUUUCCAAAGAUACAAUAAAAAAGGCGUCUCCACAUGAAGGAGGAUGAA
Messenger RNA from Pelmatolapia mariae (spotted tilapia), 6891 nucleotides. RefSeq names its product neuropilin 1a (gene nrp1a). Gene Ontology annotation, biological process: axon guidance; vascular endothelial growth factor receptor signaling pathway; vascular endothelial growth factor signaling pathway. Gene Ontology annotation, cellular component: axon; focal adhesion; plasma membrane. The record is from RefSeq and is a predicted model, not a curated record. The transcript has 17 exons. The coding region runs from base 904 to 3771 and encodes 955 amino acids. NCBI's taxonomy places the organism in Eukaryota, Metazoa, Chordata, Actinopteri, Cichliformes, Cichlidae. Gene Ontology annotation, molecular function: semaphorin receptor activity; vascular endothelial growth factor binding; vascular endothelial growth factor receptor activity.